Messenger RNA from Oikopleura dioica, 1503 nucleotides. The record is from the annotation of a GenBank genome assembly. Lineage: Eukaryota; Metazoa; Chordata; Appendicularia; Copelata; Oikopleuridae.
AUGAGAAUCGCUUUACUUUUGCCUGGAUUGUCCUCGACAGUGACGAUGGAGCAAGCUGAUGCUCUGGAAAAGUGGCAGAAAAUGUAUUUUCCGAGGGAGCUAGUCCGGAUGAAGAUUACGCCAUAUGGGCAGCUAGGUGUCUUUGCGGAAAAGGACAUUCCACGGGGCUCGAUUUUGCUGGAUAUUGAGUACGAGGAUCAGAUCACAGUAAAGAAAGCGAUACGGGAAUUGAAGACGAAGGUCAAAUUGAAAGUACCGACACUUGAUUGCGUCGACACACUAAUUUUGUACAUUUAUUAUGAGCUGAAGGAAGAAGAGGACUCGGAACUCCACCCGUUCUUUGAUGCAAUUACCAAGGAUUUUCGCUAUAUUCUCGCGAAUUGGGAUGAAAAAUACGAUGAAUUUCUAUCGCCUCAAGUAUUGAGAAUGAAGCAUAAAGCUCAAGAACUCAUGAAAAUCCGAUAUCAAAGAGCGCGAAAGGCUGACCAUGAGAUCCAGUUCAACGAGUUCAAUUUUGCCGCGAAUCUCGUUAUGAGCCGGCAAUUGUCCGACGCUCUUCCAGAUCCUUCUUCCAGGCCUGUUUGGUUUCUCGAAUCUUCAAACUGUCACAAACUGGCUCCGAUUUACGAUGUCUGGAAUCACGAAACGACGCCAAACUCUCACUACUUUAAUCCUCCGGGCUCAAGUCUUACGAUUUACGCAGCUAGGGAUCUCAAAAAGGACGAAGAGCUCUUCGUGACGUACGGUCCUCAUACUCAUCAAAAUCUCAUGCUUCUUGCAAUUUACGGAAUGGCGCUAGAAAGUGCCAAGGGCGAAAUCUUGUUCUUUUCGAAGGAAGAAAUCGAUGCUGCUCUCCCUGAACAACUCGCUUCAAUCAACGAAAAUGGUCCUCAAUCUAUGCUUCAUGGGAAACCCAGUGAUGAUUAUUUGACAGCUGAAUGCGAAAUUAACAUGGAAAAAUUACGAUCUUCGGACCCGAAUUUUUUCUUUCUAAAAGAGCAAUCCGAACAAGUUAGACAAUGUCGGAAGCCGGAAGAAGACUGGGUCGUUGAUAAAAACGGGCAUUGUGUAAAAGUCUUCUUGGUCCAUAAAUCCUGGAAUGACGCUCUUGAAUGCUGUAAAAAGAAGGGAGGAAAGCUUGUCACGAUCGAGUAUCCAGCAAAAGCCUUUGAGAUCAAGUAUCUUCUUCAAAAAGCGAGCAACUGGACCGAAGACCAAAUCUGGAUCGGCUACAACGACAAGGAAAACGAAGGCGUUUGGAUGGGCUGCAACGGUAAACCCGCUCCAGCCGGCUUCUGGCAUAAAAAUCAACCGGAUAACUGCUGUCGCGGGCGCUACGGCAUUUGGGAGCAGAACUGCGCGCUCAUGGGGUCACGUGGAUAUGUUACUUGGGAAGACCAAUGCUGCAAAUCGGAACGUCACCCAUUUGCUUGCCAAGUCGAGGACUGUGCCUUUCCCGGAGAAACGGACGACGAUAGUACCACAGGAGCUAAGCUUAUUUAA